Messenger RNA from Kockovaella imperatae, 1346 nucleotides. RefSeq lists its product as hypothetical. The record is from RefSeq and is a predicted model, not a curated record. Gene Ontology annotation, biological process: aromatic amino acid biosynthetic process. Lineage: Eukaryota; Fungi; Basidiomycota; Tremellomycetes; Tremellales; Cuniculitremaceae. Gene Ontology annotation, molecular function: 3-deoxy-7-phosphoheptulonate synthase activity. Gene Ontology annotation, cellular component: cytoplasm. The coding region runs from base 56 to 1183 and encodes 375 amino acids. The transcript is spliced from 11 exons.
ACCAACUCCACGCAGCGUAGCUAUUGUGCUCAGACAAGCAUCUACACCAACUAAUAUGUCUCACGGACCAGCUACAGUCAGAGACGUCAUGGAUCUCCUAGAUGACAGAAGGGUUCGAAGUGUUCGACCAUUGAUUCCCCCCCAGAUCUUGCAUGAGGAACUUCCCUUGACGCUCAAAGGUGCUCAGACAGUGUUGGACGGUCGAAGACAGGUCGAAGCUGUCGUCAAGGGAGAUGAUGACAGGCUCUUGGUCAUUGUUGGACCUUGCUCGGUGCAUGAUCCUGAGCAGGCCAUCACGUACGCUAAGAAACUGAGAGAGUAUGCAGAAGAGGCCAAGGAGGAUCUGAUGAUUGUCAUGCGAGUCUACUUCGAGAAGCCCCGGACAACGGUCGGGUGGAAGGGUCUGAUCAAUGAUCCCGAUAUGAACGGCUCUUUCCAGAUCAACCGAGGUCUCAAGAUCGCUCGAAAGUUGCUAUUGGACUUGACCGAGAUGGGUCUGCCUGCUGCUGGAGAGUUCCUCGAUGUCAUCUCCCCACAGUACCUGGCCGACUUGAGCUCCUGGGGAGCUAUUGGAGCGCGAACGACCGAGUCACAAGUCCAUAGAGAGCUCGCUAGUGCUUUGUCCAUGAGCGUGGGAUUCAAGAACGGAACGGACGGAUCCAUUGAUAUUGCUGUGGACGCCAUCAAGGCCGCGGGCUCAGGUCACACCUUCUUGUCCGUCACGAAGCAGGGCCUGUCAGCCAUUGUCGAGACGGAAGGCAACAACUCGACCCAUGUCAUCUUGCGUGGAUCUAGCAAGGGACCGAAUUACGAAGAGGAAUACGUGUUGGCCGCUGCGGAGAAGCUGAAAAAGGCCGGUCUUCCGACAAAGUUGAUGAUCGAUUGUUCGCACGGAAACUCUUCCAAGCAACAUAUCAAGCAGCUGGAAGUUGGCAAGAGCAUUGCUUCUCAACUCGCUUCUGGAGCCACUUCUCAGAUGAUCUGCGGCGUCAUGAUCGAGUCAAAUAUCAACGAAGGCAAGCAGGCCAUUCCUCCUGAGGGACCGGCGGGAUUGAAAUACGGUGUAUCCAUUACCGACGCUUGCAUCUCCCUGGAACAGACCAUACCGUUGUUGGACGAGCUGAGAGAGGGGGUCAGGGCUAGGAGAGAAGGUGUCAAGAGUAAGCGAGUGAAUGGAGAUUAGAUGGAUCGAGACGGAUACUAGACACAUCUUUAGAAGAUUUGAUGAGAUAUGACUGUUUGCCUUUUGCCUUCGAUUAUCAGAAUGGCGUCAGCCACAUCUGACUGCGUUCGUUUCGACCUUCCAGCCUUUGUGAUCGUCUCAAUUACAAUGGAAUCCACGUGCG